This is a messenger RNA of Jaculus jaculus (lesser Egyptian jerboa), 2303 nucleotides long. RefSeq names its product TLC domain containing 5 (gene Tlcd5). The transcript has 3 exons. The record is from RefSeq and is a predicted model, not a curated record. The coding region runs from base 71 to 808 and encodes 245 amino acids. Gene Ontology annotation, cellular component: membrane. Lineage: Eukaryota; Metazoa; Chordata; Mammalia; Rodentia; Dipodidae.
GUCGCCGCGAUCCCGGGCCCUGGGCUGUGGGCGCCGAGGCGCCCGAGGCUUCCCGGUGCGCUCCGCCAGGAUGGCAUUAGGUCUGUGUCUGGAGGUGCUAUGCAGCCUGGGUGGCUGGCUCUCCCUCUAUACAUCUUUCUGCCGCCUGAAUAAGCACCGAAGCUAUGAGUGGAGCUGCCGGCUUGUGACCUUCACCCAUGGAGUCCUCUCUAUAGUCCUCUCUGCUUACAUUGGCUUCAUUGAUGGCCCUUGGCCCUUUACCCACCCAGGCUCACCCAACACACCACUCCAAGUUCACGUUCUGUGUCUCACCUUGGGUUAUUUCAUCUUCGACCUGGGCUGGUGCAUCUACUUCCGGUCCGAGGGUGCCCUGAUGCUGGCUCACCACACACUGAGCAUCUUGGGUAUCAUCAUGGCUCUGGUACUUGGGGAAUCUGGCACUGAGGUCAAUGCAGUCCUCUUUGGCAGUGAGAUCACCAACCCCUUGCUACAGAUACGCUGGUUUCUCCGUGAAACGGGCCACUAUCACAGUUUCACUGGAGAUGUGGUGGACUUCCUCUUUGUGGCUUUGUUCACUGGGGUGAGGAUUGGUGUAGGAGCGCACCUCCUUUUCUGUGAAAUGGCCUCACCCACACCCAAGUGGUUUGUGAAGGUUGGGGGAGUUGCAAUGUAUGCUGUGUCCUGGUGUUUUAUGGUUAGCAUCUGGCGCUUUGCGUGGAAGAAAAGCAUCAAGAAGUACCAUGCGUGGAGAAGCAGGCAGAGCGAGGAAUGGCAGCUAAGGCACAAUGGACAUCUCAAGACACACUAGCCAAGGUUUGCUCCAAGGAAUGGACUGGAUUGAGUCAGCCAUGGGAGGGGUUGGAAUGGGUAUGUAAUGGUUAGCACGCUUAAGUUUCAAAACACAAGAAAAAAGGGCUAUGUAUCUUGAUCACUUCGGUCAGUUUCCAAGCUGAGCACAUGCAGCGUGCAAACCCUUCUUCCUGCAGUGGCGUACUUGUACUGAGUGAGCCUCCUGGGUGGUGACUGGGAAGAAAGAAGACAGGGAGGUGAGGUGAGGUGAGGUGAGGGCCACUGGCAUUCAAAUUUUGAGUCCUCAUGUCCCCGGGAGGCUUGAUAUCCAGAUAGCUUUGAGAGGAAUUUGAAAAAAGACGAAUCUCUUUUGUUCCUUUAGAGGUAACUCCUCUCACACCCACUGAUUCUGGCUUUCCAGGUAACCAUUUAUGUUAGGUUUGCCUCAUGCUGUAAGGAGAGAGAUCAAGAAGACACACGUGUUUAGCGUUGUACCCGGGAACUGGAUCUGCUUAUGCAGAGAAUGGGCUAGAAGGAUGGGGGUAAAACUUGCAGUCACAGCAGGAGACUUCCUACUGAGCCACCCAUAUCCACUGUCAGAGCCCCCCCCCCACCCCCGGCCUCCCCCAGUCUCCCCCAGCCAUGCCUCUCAAGAGGACUCAGGGCUCAGCAUAUAGCCUUACUCACAACUUUGAUUUACUAGAGUGAAAGGAUUCAAAGAAAACUCAGCAAAAGGGAAAAGCGCUUUUGGCAAAGUCCAAGGGGAUUCAGGCAUGGGCUUCUAAAGUUUUCUCUCAUUUGGAUACACAGGAAUGAUUUGUGACAACAUGUGAAAGUCAUCAAAGACUUUUAUUGGUGACAGUUCAUGUAGGCAGCUUCUGCCCAGCAUAUAGCAACAUUCAAGACUCCACAAGGGAAAGCCAUAAUGUUUGCAGAAACAUUUUAGGAACAUUGAACCGAUUUUAUUCAUUACGUGGUGGGAAUCCUCCCAAAGUUGCAGUUCCCAGAUGCUGGCCAAGGCCCAACCUUACAAGUAGGUCCUUCCAAGGAUAGCAGUUCAAGCCUGCUGCGCUAAUUUUUGUGCACAAAAAACAUAGAGCUAGGGCUUUGGAUACAAGAUGAAUGAGAUGUGGGUAGAUCUGCCGAGCCCUGUUGUACAGGUUCUGCCCUACCAGGAAAACUAUGCCAGUUCUCAGGGCUUUUGUGAAUUAAUCUCCUAGGCAUGAGAGACCAUGACUAAAUUCCAUAGGGAUUUACCAUGUGGAUUCCACUGGACUUGAGAUGAGAGUUCAGGUUUCAGCUCUGUGGUAUAUACUGCAAACUAGAACCAAAGAUUUUAGCAGGGGUACUGGCCUCAGGGUAAUGAGGACAAUUUUAAAUCCAUUCCUACCCUCCUUCUCCCUCCUUCCUUUUUUUCCUUCCAUAUUCUUUUUAGUUCUUUUCUUUGUAAAAAACAUUUUUGUUGCAGGGUGUGAUGGUGCAUGUCUUUAAUCCCAGCACUUAGGAGGGCAGAG